Messenger RNA from Arabidopsis thaliana (thale cress), 779 nucleotides. Its product is annotated as MATH domain/coiled-coil protein. Lineage: Eukaryota; Viridiplantae; Streptophyta; Magnoliopsida; Brassicales; Brassicaceae. Bases 289 to 621 code for a protein of 110 amino acids. The record is from RefSeq and is marked reviewed. The transcript has a single exon.
GAAAGCUUCUGCCUCCUCUAUAUAAAGAGAGCGAGUUCUAAAACAAUCAUUCAUGAAGCAAAAAAAAAACAAAAAAAACUUUUUGCUCUGACAUUAAUUACCUAUACCGAAAUCAAAAGCCAAGUUAUGGGGGACCAAAUUCCGUUGUUGCAUAGACGAAGAAAGAUUAGAGUCAAUGGUUUUGCCAUUGAUUCUUGUCACAUAACGUUAGCAAAGUGGAUUUUUCAGACAUAUCCAGAAACUACAGACCAUGUCAAAGUGCAAAACCAAGCUCUCAGGAAUACUUAAAUGAACCUUCUCUGCGACAUCAUCGGGAUACUUUACCACACGCCUCUUGGUUAUCUCACCGAAGCAGAAUUGAGCAAAGCUUCAAAGGAUAUGUGUGAUCUGACACAAGCCGGUUUUAACCUGGAUUGGUUGCAGUCAAAGCUUGACAUGGUUUCCUUGGAGAAGAAGACUUCUGAAGAACGGAUUCUGGAACUCAAACUAGAGGUCAAGAAACUCGUGAUGACUGCGACUGAUCUCAAUAGUGAGAGGAAAAAGGAGAAGAAGAAGUUGAAGAAGCAACCAAGCUGGAUACACGCAACAAAAGAUGGGCGACUAUAUUUUAAUUUUUUCUAAAACACUUUAGAAUAACAUAAUGGUUAUUUAGGGUUAUCUAAUCUUUUUUUUUUUUUAAUAUUAUUAUUAUGGAUUGUUUAUCUAGAAACAAUAAUCAUGUAUUAUUCGGAAAAAAACAUAAUUAGAUACCCCUACGUUUUCUGUAGUAGGUUUUCUAG